AUGAUCGAGAUGAUCCUGCAGCUGGGAGCGAGUCCAGAUGCGACGGACGAGUUCGGGCGCACUGCCCUCAUGCUCGCAGUGAUGCAGCAGGACCUGAAGGCGGCGGUGAUGCUGCUGGCAGCUGGGGCGGACGUGGAGGGUAUCGGCAAGACUUACAACGGGAGAACAGCGUUGAUGCAAGCUGCCUGCUCGGGCUCAGCUGAGCUGGUGAAGCUUCUCCUGAGCAAGGGAGCAAAUCCGGAGGCCAUGGAUCGCUAUGGCAGGAAUGUUGUCAAGCAGGCGGCGAUGAUGAGGAAGGAGCAGGUGGUGCGCAUACUUGAGGAGCACUUGGAUGUGGGAACGAGCGAGAACCCGUCGAGGACCCGGAGCGUGACGUCCGAGGCCUCACAGGAGGACGAU
Molecule: messenger RNA, 399 nt
Organism: Guillardia theta CCMP2712
Lineage: Eukaryota; Cryptophyceae; Pyrenomonadales; Geminigeraceae
Exons: 1
Molecular function (GO): protein binding
Source: RefSeq, a predicted model, not a curated record